This is a messenger RNA of Drosophila arizonae, 494 nucleotides long. RefSeq names its product BBSome interacting protein 1 (gene BBIP1). NCBI's taxonomy places the organism in Eukaryota, Metazoa, Arthropoda, Insecta, Diptera, Drosophilidae. Gene Ontology annotation, biological process: receptor localization to non-motile cilium; cilium assembly. Gene Ontology annotation, cellular component: BBSome. The record is from RefSeq and is a predicted model, not a curated record.
AAAAUCGAUCAAUUUUGAUUUACUCAGCGAAAUUAACAACAAAUUGGUUACGCGCUGCGUUAUCUAAAGUUCCCGUGACGCAUAUAGCAGGAAUUGCAGCAGAGCGAAUGCUCGUAAAUGUCGAUGUGGGCGUUCAUAUGCAGAUAAAAUCCUUUAGCAUUGAUGCUCUGCCGGCAGCUGUGCGAGUAUGUCGACGACGGAGAGUGAGCUGCUUCGAAACAUAAAUGAGAAAAUCGAACUGAUUGAGCCUAGCACAGGAAAACUGUUUUUCGAACACAAAACUGAGCUGGUGUUUGUGAACCCGCGCCUGAUGCCCCUAAAGUCUCAGGCCUUGGAGAGUCUCGAGGAAAUGCAUCGAGAAACUGCACGCCAGCUGCAACAGAAACGCACAAAGCGCAACAAUAACAGCAACAACAAUAACAAGAAAGAGACCGCUGCUGAAGCCGAAGCAUUGGCUUCGGCCAUCUAAUAAUAAGGAUCAUCAAGUAUAAUUA